UGGACACUGAUGAAGUUCAGGAUACAAAGCAAAGUGGAUGUUUGGGAGCAAAUACUUCCGUGGUUGGAAAUUUUUAUACGCGCGAAGACACAAUCUGGACUUUUGACUUUAUAUAGAAGUUAAUCUCGUUUUGGCAAUCGCGUAUUUUGCGCGACCACACCAUUACGCAGGAGAAUAAAAAACUUAGACAUAACUGCAGAUCUCCACACAUCGCCUCCGGGAUGUUUAGAUGAGACCAGUGACUCCAAAAGAUCCUUCAGGCUCUAAGAUGCCAGUAAUGACCCUGCCUGGUUAAGGAGCCUCACCUCCCUCUGCUGUGUCCAGUGCUGUGGCGCCCUCUGCUGUGUGACCGAGGAAGGCCAGGAAGAGCAGUAUGGGGAACAUACUAGAGGAGGGGAUGAACGCUGUCAUCGUCAACCACUACAACCACUCAGGGAAGUGGGACCGGCCUCGCAGCGGCGGGGCCUGUAAGAUGGCCGUGCUGCUCUUCAUCUGCGUGCUGAUUGUCCUGGAGAACGUGACGGUCCUGCUCGCUCUGUGGAGGAACAAGCGCUUCCACAGCCGCAUGUACUUCCUCAUAGGAAACCUGGCACUGUCAGACCUACUGGCUGGUGUGGCCUAUGUGGUCAACAUCUUUACCUCAGGACGCAACACCUUCUUCCUGACACCAGUGCAGUGGCUGGCCAGAGAAGGGAGCAUGUUCGUGGCCCUCAGCGCGUCCACGUUUAGCCUUCUGGCCAUUGGGAUUGAGAGGCACAUGACUAUGGUGCGUCUGCGUCCGUGUGAGACAGCAGGCCGGGGGAGACUUCUGGGACUGCUGGCUGCCUGCUGGCUUGUGUCAGUGCUGCUUAGUGCUCUGCCCAGCCUAGGCUGGAACUGCCUGGACAAUCUGGCCUCUUGCUCCACAGUGCUUCCGCUCUAUGCCAAGAGUUAUGUGGCCUUCUGCAUCAGUGUGUUCAGCGCCCUGUUGGUGGCCAUCAUCAUCCUCUAUAUCAGGAUCUACCGCCUGGUGACGUCUAGCGGCCGCAGGGUGAGCAGCCGGCCUUCAGAGCGCUCACUGGCCCUGCUGCGGACAGUGGUUAUUGUUCUUGGAGUGUUUGUCAUGUGCUGGACCCCCCUCUUCCUCCUGCUGCUGCUGGACGUUGGUUGUAGCCCAGAUAAUUGCCCUGUGCUCUACCAGGUGGACUGGUUUAUAGCCCUGGCUGUGCUCAACUCUGCCCUCAACCCUCUGAUAUACACACUGUCCAGCAGGGAGAUGAGGGCAGCUUUCUUCAGGCUGCUGUGCUGCUGUCAGACCAGCAUGGAGCACACAGGGACUCCAGUGGUGGGCAACCCACACCUGGGCACAGUCAUCCCCACAGGGGAGAAUAGCAAGACCAGUGGAGGAGGGGGCAGCGGGGCUUGCAAGACCACGCUAAACAGAGGGAAGGUUCCCACACCUAUGAACUCUGAAAACAAGCAUGGAGAUCCCUCAGCCACUCCUCUUCCCCAUCCCUCUGGGCCUGCAGACCUGCUCUCAGCUGUGCUAGUGAAGGCGGGGGCGCUGCCGCCCCUCAGCAAGUUCUGAGUGGAAGCACCUUAAUGAGGCCUCACAGACACAAAGACGUAGACAUAGAACUGACAUAAUCCUGCUAUCAGCCACUUUUUCUUCAUGCACUAAGGCCCAUGUAGCAGUGAAUAGGAUGAAGGAAUGAUAUUCAGUUGGAACCACAUGAAUGCAGAUUAGAGUACAAUCAGAAUCAUUUAAAGCCACUAUUUACAACAACUCAAUAUUAUUCACAACACUAGAGUGACUGAUAAGUGUUUGUCUUACACAAUAAUUUAUGUUCAGUGUUUCCAUUUCAAAACUAUGAAAUAUAACAGGAUUAUUUCAGGGACGUGGAUUACACCAAGCCCCAAAUUAAAUCUUUAUGCUACAGUCGGUAACUUAAAUGAAAAUAACCUUUUGUCAUAUUUGCUGAAAACGUCACAACAAACACACAGAAUUAUAUGAGACAAAAAGUCUGUGAAAAAAAUCAUGUCCCUUCUCCUCCUCCUAUUACCUCUCAUGGCAUUAUCUGGCAUAAUCUACCCCAGUGCACUGAAGACAACCAUUCAGAGAUGAUGAGUCUAAUGCAGCUGUCAGUCAUGUCUAUCACAGCUCAUGUGCAGCCAAACUGUCAAACUAGGCGGCGUUGAUCAAAUACAAAUCAGGAUUCUGUUACUGCGUUACCUAGUGCAGUGGUUCCCACCUGGUCCAGCCGCAAGGUCCAGAUUUUGUCUGCACAGUUUAAUACAUUCACCGUCAUACUGGCCAUGUCAUCAAGCUAGUUUGCUGUCUCUGUCAAGUGGCU
Messenger RNA from Epinephelus lanceolatus (giant grouper), 2333 nucleotides. RefSeq names its product sphingosine-1-phosphate receptor 3a (gene s1pr3a). Gene Ontology annotation, cellular component: membrane. Gene Ontology annotation, molecular function: sphingosine-1-phosphate receptor activity. Gene Ontology annotation, biological process: G protein-coupled receptor signaling pathway. The record is from RefSeq and is a predicted model, not a curated record. NCBI's taxonomy places the organism in Eukaryota, Metazoa, Chordata, Actinopteri, Perciformes, Serranidae.